AUGAUGCUAUCAGUGACCGAGCAGCUGUAUCUGAUUGAUUCACUGAAGGCGAUACCACCGAUUCGCGCAGACGGGCGGGCGGCAGCGCAGUUCCGCCCCUUGGAUGUGGCGGUUGAUUUCUUACCUAACUCAAACGGGUCUGCGCGGAUAAUUACCAGCGACGGGAGCGAGGCGCUGGUGAGCGUCAAGAGCAAGGUGGUGGACCACACGGUGACGUCGGAGCUGAUCGUGGUGGAUGUGGACAUUACGGGACAACGCGAGGACUCGCCGGAGGUGAGCAGCAUGGCGUCCCUUGUGCGGCGGAUCCUGGCGGCGAACGUGGAUGCGGGGGCGUUGCGGCUGACGAAGAAGUACAGUUUCCAGCUGAGCGUGGACGUGCUGGUACUGUGCAGCCAGUCGUACCCGGUGUCGCUGAUAUCGUUUUCUAUUUACGCCGCGCUCAAGACGACGCAGCUGCCGAAGCUGGUAUCGGGCUACGACGACCUGGAGGUGGAGGAGCUGCCGCUGUUCCACGACCACGACCUGGAGCCGCUUGCGGUGGAGGUGCCGCUGCUAUUCACGGUCGCGGUGGUGGGCGACAACGUUCUCGUGGAUCCGUCGGCCGAGGAGGCGGGCGUAUCGAGUGCGGGACUGCUGUUGACGUGGCACGGCGGGCGGGUUGCAGCGCCGCUGCGCAGCAUCGGGAUAAGCGAGCACUUCUGCAGCGGCUUCCAAAUAGCGCACCUCCUGAAGGCAAUCGAGCUGGUUAAGGCACACGCUCCGGCUGUUGCUAGGGCGCUCUAUAACUUAUAA
Eremothecium gossypii ATCC 10895 is the source of this 792-nucleotide messenger RNA. It is a transcript of the gene RRP42, whose product is annotated as exosome non-catalytic core subunit RRP42. NCBI's taxonomy places the organism in Eukaryota, Fungi, Ascomycota, Saccharomycetes, Saccharomycetales, Saccharomycetaceae. The record is from RefSeq and is marked provisional. The transcript has a single exon. Gene Ontology annotation, cellular component: nuclear exosome (RNase complex); cytoplasmic exosome (RNase complex). Gene Ontology annotation, biological process: nuclear polyadenylation-dependent rRNA catabolic process; TRAMP-dependent tRNA surveillance pathway; nuclear mRNA surveillance. The coding region runs from base 1 to 792 and encodes 263 amino acids.